Molecule: messenger RNA, 14531 nt
Organism: Dunckerocampus dactyliophorus (ringed pipefish)
Lineage: Eukaryota; Metazoa; Chordata; Actinopteri; Syngnathiformes; Syngnathidae
Product: inositol 1,4,5-trisphosphate receptor type 1-like
Exons: 61
Coding region: 234-8498 (2754 amino acids)
Biological process (GO): calcium ion transmembrane transport
Cellular component (GO): endoplasmic reticulum; membrane
Molecular function (GO): inositol 1,4,5 trisphosphate binding; inositol 1,4,5-trisphosphate-gated calcium channel activity
Source: RefSeq, a predicted model, not a curated record
GAAGUGGCAGCGAUCCAGCAGCAGCGGCUGCUCAGAGCAACGCCUGUCCGCUCGCCUCUUCGGCGGCUGAGCUGUCACAAACACUGGCGUGGUCCACUCCGCUGGAUCUCACUAUCGGCCGGCCGAAAGAGAGAAGGAGAAGGGAGCCACCGUCAUGUGGUCCUAACUGGCCUUCGAGGAGCUGAACAUCCGAGCGUUUCUCGCCACCGAGGUGUUCCUUGAGUGUGUCCAAAAUGUCGGAUAAAAUGUCCAGCUUCCUGCACAUCGGGGACAUCUGCUCCCUGUAUGCAGAGGGAUCCACCAAUGGUUUCAUCAGCACCCUGGGUUUGGUGGAUGACCGCUGUGUGGUCCAGCCUGAUGCAGGAGACCUCAACAACCCUCCAAAGAAGUUCAGAGACUGUCUCUUCCGACUGUGCCCGAUGAACCGCUACUCAGCCCAGAAGCAAUUCUGGAAAGCGGCGAAGCCCGGUGGCAACACGGAUACGGUGCUCCUUAAUAAGCUCCACCAUGCAGCUGACCUGGAGAAGAAGCAAAAUGACUCUGAAAACAAAAAGCUGCUUGGAACAGUCAUUCAGUAUGGGAAUGUUAUUCAGCUUCUCCACCUGAAGAGCAACAAAUACCUGACGGUGAACAAGCGAUUGCCAGCACUCUUGGAGAAGAACGCCAUGAGGGUGAUGCUAGACACUGCUGGGAAUGAAGGCUCCUGGUUCUACAUUCAGCCCUUCUACAAGCUGCGAUCCAUCGGUGACAGCGUGGUGAUUGGCGACAAAGUGGUCUUGAACCCAGUGAAUGCGGGCCAGCCGCUCCAUGCUAGUACACACCAGCUUGUGGACAACCCGGGAUGCAACGAGGUGAAUUCAGUCAACUGCAACACAAGCUGGAAGAUCGUCUUGUUCAUGAAAUGGAGCGACAAUCAGGAGAUCGUCUUAAAAGGGGGCGAUGUGGUGCGCUUGUUUCAUGCGGAGCAGGAAAAAUUCCUCACAUGUGAUGAUCACAGGAAAAAACAAUACGUGUUCCUCCGCACCACCGGACGACAGUCGGCUACCUCUGCGACCAGCAGCAAAGCCCUGUGGGAAAUAGAGGUCGUGCAGCAUGAUCCAUGUCGAGGGGGGGCAGGCUACUGGAACAGCUUGUUCAGAUUUAAACACCUGGCCACUGGACACUACCUAGCUGCAGAGGUGAAUCCAGAGUAUGAAGAGGAGGGUCUGGAGUCACGCCCCUCACUGGACUUGGAGCAAGAAGCCUUGCGGACCCGUUUGAGAAAUGUGCAGGAUAAAGUCAUGUACACCCUUGUGUCUGUGCCGGAUGGAAAUGACAUCUCUUCUAUAUUUGAGCUUGACCCCACCACAUUACGAGGAGGAGACUCACUAGUACCCAGGAACUCGUACGUCCGUCUCAGACACCUGUGCACCAACACAUGGGUUCACAGCACCAACCAACCCAUCGACAAAGAGGAGGAAAAACCUGUCAUGCUUCGCAUUGGCACGUCUGCACUGAAAGAGGACAAGGAGGCGUUUGCCAUUGUGCCUGUCUCCCCGGCCGAAGUGCGAGACCUGGACUUUGCAAAUGACGCCAGCAAAGUGCUAGCCUCCAUUGCUGGAAAGCUUGAAAAAGGCACCAUCACACAGAAUGAGAGAAGAGCAGUUACAAAGCUUUUGGAAGAUCUGGUCUUCUUUGUCGUUGACAUACCCAACAACGGACAGGACGUUCUCGAGAUCACGGUCAACAAACCAAAUCGGGAAAGGCAGAAACUCAUGAGAGAACAGAACAUUCUCAAGCAGAUCUUCAAGCUGCUGCAGGCCCCCUUCACAGACAGCGGAGACGGGCCAAUGCUGCGACUGGAGGAGCUUGCUGAUCAGCGCCACGCUCCCUUCAGACACAUCUGCCGACUGUGUUACCGGGUUUUGCGUCACUCCCAGCAGGACUACCGCAAGAACCAGGAGUACAUUGCCAAGCAGUUUCGCUUCAUGCAAAAACAAAUUGGUUACGAUGUUCUGGCAGAAGACACCAUCACAGCUCUCCUCCAUAACAACCGCAAGUUGCUGGAGAAGCACAUCACUGCGGCAGAGAUUGACACAUUUGUUAGCCUGGUCCGCAAGAACCGAGAACCCAGGUUCCUGGAUUACUUGUCUGACUUGUGCGUCUCCAUGAAUAAGUCCAUCCCUGUGACACAGGAGCUUAUCUGCAACGCAGUGCUAGAUCCGGCUAAUGCAGAUAUCCUCAUUGAAACUAAGCUGGUACUGUCGAGAUUUGAGAUUGAAGGAGCAUCGCUCGGGGACAACUCAGAGGACUCUGAGGAGGAUGAGGAAGAAGUGUGGUUGUUCUGGAAAGACAGCAACAAGGAGAUCCGCAGUAAAAGCAUCCGGGAGUUGGCACAGGACGCCAAGGAGGGCCAAAAGGAGGACAAGGAGGUGAUCAGUUACUAUCGGUACCAGCUGAACUUGUUUGCGAGGAUGUGUUUGGACCGGCAGUACCUGGCAAUCAACAAGAUCUCUGGCCAGCUGGAUGUGGACUUGAUCUUGCGUUGCAUGUCGGAUGAAGACCUGCCAUACGAUCUGCGGGCUUCGUUUUGUCGCAUGAUGCUGCACAUGCACGUGGACCGCGACCCCCAGGAGCAGGUUACACCUGUCAAAUAUGCACGACUCUGGUCUGAGAUUCCCUCUGAAAUUGCUAUUGAUGAUUAUGACAAUGAUGGAACGUCCAAGGAUGAAAUCAAGGAGCGAUUCUCACAAACGAUGGAGUUUGUGGAGAACUACCUCAGAGAUGUGGUGUGUCAGAGCUUUCCUUUUGCAGACAAAGAGAAGAAUAAGCUCACGUUUGAGGUGGUAAAUCUGUCCAGGAAUCUGAUUUAUUUUGGAUUUUAUAACUUCUGCGACCUACUGAGACUCACCAAGAUCCUCCUGGCUAUUCUAGACUGCGUCCAUGUGAGCACAAUCUUCCCUUUCAACAAGCUGGAUAAAGGAGAUGAGAGCAAAGGAAGCAAUGUUAUGAGGUCCAUUCAUGGCGUUGGGGAACUGAUGUCACAGGUGGUCCUUCGAGGUGGCGGCUUCCUGCCCACUACAUCGACCAUCAUCUCCAACGGAAGCGAAGUCAAGUCUCAAACGGAACCAGAGAAGCAGGACAUACUGGUCAUGGACACCAAACUGAAGAUAAUUGAGAUCUUGCAGUUCAUCUUAAAUGUGCGCCUGGACUACAGGAUCUCCUGUCUGCUGUCUAUAUUUAAAAGGGAGUUUGAUGAGAGUAACUCCCAAAGUGAUGUCUCCAUCACCGGAACAGUAGAAGGUCCAAACAACAUGCCAGGAGCAUUGGACUUUGAGCACAUAGAAGAACAGGCAGAGGGAAUAUUUGGUGGAAGUGAAGAGAACACUCCCUUAGACCUGGACGAUCAUGGAGGUCGCACAUUCCUGAGGGUCCUUCUCCACCUGACAAUGCACGACUAUCCUCCUCUGGUGUCCAGGGCCCUCCACCUUCUCUUCCGCCACUUUAGUCAAAGGCAGGAGGUUCUGCAGGCUUUCAAGCAGGUCCAGUUGCUGGUCACCAGCCAAGAUGUGGAGAAUUAUAAACAAAUAAAGUCCGACUUAGACCAGCUGCGCUCCAUCGUGGAGAAGUCUGAGCUAUGGGUUUACAAGAGACAGGGUCCGGACGAGGGCUUGGAUGCAGGAGAAGGUCUGUCUACUGAGUCAGAGCAUAAAAAGGGGGAGUCCGGAGGAGCUGAAAAACCGAAGAAACCAGAGAGUACCAGCAGUUACAACUACAGGGUAGUAAAAGAGAUCCUCCUGCGCCUCUGCAAGCUUUGUGUGCAGGAGGGUCAGUCGGGUCGGAAGAGCAAGAAGCAGCAGCAGAGGUUACUGCGGAACAUGGGAGCUCACGCUGUGGUUCUUGAGCUCCUACAGAUCCCUUAUGAGAAGGGUGAAGAUUUACGUAUGCAGGAUAUCAUGAAGUUAGCCCAUCAGUUCCUGCAAAACUUCUGUGCGGGGAACCAGCAGAACCAAGCUCUGCUUCACAAGCAUAUCAAUCUGUUCCUCAACCCUGGGAUUUUGGAAGCCAUCACCAUGCAGCACAUCUUCAUGAACAACUUCCAGCUGUGCAGUGAGAUCAACGAGCGCGUGGUUCAGCACUUCGUUCAUUGCAUCGAGACACAUGGCCGCAACGUACAGUACCUCAAGUUCCUGCAGACAAUCGUCAAGGCGGAGAAUAAGUUCAUCAAGAAGUGCCAGGACAUUGUCAUGGCCGAGCUGGUGAACGCGGGUGAAGAUGUUUUGGUCUUCUAUAACGAUCGCGCCUCCUUCCAAACACUGCUGCAGAUGAUGCGGUCUGAGCGGGACCGCAUGGACGAGAACAGUCCACUGAUGUACCACAUUCACCUGGUCGAGCUCUUGGCCGUCUGCACGGAGGGCAAAAACGUCUACACGGAGAUCAAAUGUAAUUCACUGCUGCCACUGGAUGACAUUGUGCGAGUGGUCACCAACGAGGACUGCAUUCCAGAGGUGAAGAUUGCCUAUAUCAACUUCCUAAACCACUGCUAUGUAGACACUGAGGUGGAAAUGAAGGAGAUCUACACCUCCAACCACAUGUGGAAGCUCUUUGAGAACUUCCUGGUUGAUAUUUGCAGAGUCUGCAACAAUACGAGCGAUCGCAAGCAUGCCGACACCAUCCUGGAGCGCUAUGUGACGGAGACGGUGAUGAGCAUCGUGACCACUUUUUUCAGCUCACCUUUUUCUGACCAGAGCACCAGCUUGCAGGCUUCUCUGCUGGGGAAGAUAUUCCAGACCAGACAGCCAGUCUUUGUGCAGCUGUUGCAGGCGGUGUUCAGGGUCUACCAUUGCAACUGGUUGUUCCCUGUCCAAAAGGGCUGUGUGGAGAACUGUAUCAAAGUCCUGUCAGAUGUUGCAAAAGGCAGGGCCAUCGCCAUUCCCGUGGACCUGGACAAUCAGGUGAACAACCUGUUUGUGAAAUCCAACAACAUCGUGCAGAAGACAGCAAUGAGCUGGAGACUUUCCGCUCGCAAUGCCGCCCGAAGGGACUCGGUGGUGACGGCAUCACGCGACUACAGGAACAUCAUUGAACGGCUGCAGGACAUUGUGUCGGCGCUAGAAGACCGCCUGCGUCCUUUGGUCCAGGCGGAAUUGUCCGUGCUUGUGGACGUGCUGCAUAGGCCUGAGCUGCUCUUCCCAGAAAACACUGACUCACGCAAGAAAUGUGAGAGCGGAGGCUUCAUAUGCAAGCUGAUCAAGCACACCAAACAGCUGCUGGAGGAAAAUGAAGAGAGAUUGUGCAUCAAAGUUCUGCAAACACUUCGUGAGAUGAUGACAAAAGACCGUGGUUAUGGAGAGAAGCUCAGGGCCUUUGAUGAUGAGAUGGAUAUGCCAAAGCAGCUGGAUCAGAACCAGCCUGAGAAGCUGUUGGAGGACCAGAAAAGGGGCGAGGCGCUGAGGCAGAUUCUGGUGAACCGUUACUAUGGCAACUUCCAUCGGAUUGGUGGGCGGAGGGACAGCUUGACGUCAUUCAGCAGUGGCCCCCUCAGCCCCGUCGGACCCAGCAAAAGCCAGUCAGUGUUAGGGGGACCUGGGGGGCUGAGUCGUGGUGAAAUGAGCCUGGCAGAGGUGCAGUGUCACCUGGACAAAGAAGGAGCCUCUGACCUAGUGAUUGAUCUCAUCAUGAACACCACAAGUGACCGAGUCUUCCAGGAAAGCAUCCUCCUGGCCAUUGCUCUACUGGAGGGCGGGAACACCAUCAUCCAGCGUUCAUUCUUUUGCCGCCUGACCGAGGACAAAAAGUCGGAAAAGUUCUUCAGAGUUUUCUAUGACCACAUGAAGCUGGCUCAGCUGGAAAUCAAAGCCACGGUGACGGUAAAUACCAGCGACCUCGGCAACCGGAAGAGAGAUUACGACAUCCAGGACAAAGACACCCCUGUGCGCAAAAAAGCAAGAGAAUCCGCAGUGGUCAUGACGGAGGAAGUACGAGAGCAGCUACUGGAGGCCUCGUCUGCUACCAAGAAGGCUUUUAACUCGUACCGGCGUGAAGCCGACCCAGAGGACCACUUCACCUCAGCAGAUGGUCAGCCAAGCGCUGGGGACAAGAACCAGGACGAAGGAGAGAUGAGCUACGUCAUUGUAAUCAUGCAGCCCAUCCUUCGCUUCCUGCAGCUCCUCUGCGAGAAUCACAACCGUGACUUGCAGAACUUCCUUCGUUGCCAAAACCACAAAAACAACUACAACCUGGUGUGUGAGACACUUCAGUUUCUGGACUGCAUCUGCGGCAGCACCACAGGAGGUCUGGGCUUGUUGGGACUGUACAUCAACGAGAAGAACGUUGCCCUCAUCAACCAAACUCUGGAGAGCCUGACUGAGUACUGCCAAGGUCCCUGCCAUGAAAACCAGAACUGCAUUGCCACUCAUGAGUCCAAUGGUAUCGAUAUCAUCAUUGCUCUGAUCCUGAAUGAUAUCAACCCGCUUGGAAAGAAACGAAUGGAUCUGGUUUUGGAGCUCAAGAACAACGCGUCCAAGUUGCUGCUUGCCAUCAUGGAGAGCCGUCACGACAGCGAGAAUGCCGAGAGGAUCCUAUACAACAUGAGACCAAAAGAACUGGUGGAGGUGAUCAAAAAAGCCUACCUGCAGGGAGAGGUGGAGUUUGAAGACACAAAGGAGGAGGAGGAUAACGGGGAUGAGGACGAGGAACAUGAUGCCGCAUCCCCCAGAAACGUCGGACACAACAUUUAUAUCUUAGCUCACCAGCUGGCCCGUCACAAUAAAGAGCUGUCCAUGAUGCUAAAGCCAGUAGGAACCAGUGGAGAUGGAGACGAGGCCUUGGAGUUUUAUGCCAAUCACACAGCUCAGAUCGAGAUUGUGCGCCAGGACCGCACCAUGGAAGAGAUCGUGUUCCCAGUGCCCAACAUUUGUGAGUUCCUGACCUCAGAGUCAAAGCUGCGAGUCUACUACACCACCGAGAGAGACGAGCAGGGCAGCAAGAUCAACGACUUCUUCUUGCGGGCGGAGGACCUCUUCAAUGAGAUGAAUUGGCAAAAGAAGCUGAGAGCCCAGCCGGUAUUGUACUGGUGUUCCAGGAACAUAUCCGUGUGGAGCAACGUUUCCUUCAAUCUGGCUGUGCUCAUGAACCUGCUCGUCUGCUUCUUCUACCCACUGGAGGGGAUACAUGGAGGUACGCUGGAUUCCCAUCUGUCUGCUUUGCUGUGGAUGGCAGUAUUGGCAACGCUCAUUAUCGUGAUCAUCAUGCCCCAACCGAUGGGUGUCCGAGCCCUUGUCAUCGUCACGAUCCUCCGUCUCAUCUUCUCAGUCGGCCUGGAGCCCACCCUCUUCCUCCUAGGCGCCUUCAACGUUUGUAAUAAAAUCAUCUUCCUAAUAAGUUUCUUGGGAAACCGCGGUACAUUCAGCCGUGGCUACAAAGCCAUGGUGAUGGACUUUGAGUUCCUCUACCACUUCAUCUACCUGCUCAUCUGUAGCCUGGGGGUGUUUGUCCACGUCUUCUUCUACAGUCUGCUGCUGUUUGACCUGGUGUACCGAGAAGAGACUUUGCUGAAUGUCAUCAAAAGCGUGACGCGCAACGGCCGCUCCAUCGUGCUGACUGCUGUGCUGGCGCUCAUACUGGUCUACUUGUUUUCGAUCGUCGGCUACAUUUUCUUCAAGGACGACUUCAUCCUGGAAGUGGACCGCAUCCCGAACGCAACUUUAAAAAACGGAGCCAGCAUAGCCGGCGAGUUUUUAUCUCAGAGAAUGUGUCGGGCAGGAGUCGAUGAAAACUGCACAGCAGCAAGCACGCAUGGAGACGUGAACAAUGACGAAGCACAUGACAGCGACAUGGAACGGACAUGUGACUCUCUGCUAAUGUGCAUCGUCACAGUCCUGAGUCAUGGCUUGAGGAGCGGUGGAGGUGUCGGCGAUGUUCUCCGCAAGCCGUCCAAAGAGGAGCCGUUGUUUGCAGCCAGGGUCAUAUACGACCUACUCUUCUUCUUCAUGGUCAUCAUCAUUGUCCUCAACCUCAUCUUUGGUGUCAUCAUUGACACCUUUGCCGACCUGAGGAGUGAGAAACAAAAGAAGGAAGAGGUUCUGAAGACCACCUGCUUCAUCUGUGGCCUGGAGCGGGACAAGUUUGACAACAAGACGGUGACGUUUGAGGAGCACAUUAAAGAGGAGCACAACAUGUGGCACUACCUGUUCUUCAUCGUCUUGGUGAAAGUGAAAGAUUCCACCGAGUACACCGGCCCAGAGAGCUACGUGGCCGAGAUGAUCAAGGAGCACAACUUAGAUUGGUUUCCAAGGAUGCGCGCCAUGUCUCUGGUGAGCAGCGAUGCGGAGGGUGAGCAGAACGAAAUCAGGAGCCUGCAGGAGAAGUUGGAGUCCACCAUGAGGCUGGUGGCCAACCUGUCUGGACAACUGACCGAGCUCAAGGAGCAGAUGACAGAGCAAAGGAAGCAGAAGCAGAGGAUUGGUCUUCUUGGUCAUCCCCCCCACAUGAACAUCAACCCCCAGCAGCCUGCCUGAGUGUCUCCUCAAGGUUUAGCAUUAAAAUGUGUCAAUGUCCAGCGUGGGUUCAGAUGAAGGAGGAUGAGUAACGUUUCACUAUGUCAAGCGCACGUUAGCCACGUUACUCAUUGUCUGCAGGGUGUGUGUGGGUGUGUGCGUGUGUGUGCUGGUGUGUGUGUGCGUGCGUGUGUGUGUGUGUAGCGUCCACCAAGUGCCUCAGGACCUGGGACGUCAGCCAUGUUGGCUUUAGGAGACAAAAAACACUGGUUCCAGCCUUUUGGCGUUGUGCCACGCUGAUCACAUGCCAAAGUUCAGCUUUUGUGAGGCCUGGUAUCCGUGUUGCACCGGUACACUCAGGUCACACUUUGAUGUACAUGUUCAAUUUCAUGUGCACACAUCUUUUCUUUCCAAUAUCUGCAUAGGGGAAGCUAUACACAGUAACUAAAUACUUAAAGGGGACCUAUUAUGCUUUUCCUCUUUUCUGACCUGUAAAUGUUGCUACAAUGUUGAAUUCUCGUGGUAAACAAUGCCAACGCAUCAGAUAAUGAGGUUUGUGCAUUUGGAAGUGACACCUGAAAGCAGUUCUGGACGACUCUGCACGCUGUUUUACAGAGUUUUUUUUUAACACCGAGUUCCAUUGACGUCAGUGCAACUCAGGCUUCCUUAUAGGAGCAUGUCCAGGCAAACACUGUAGGCCUGCCUUCAGCCCACUCAGCUUUGCUCUGCUCUGUUCACGGUGUCAGCACGUAUGGCUCCCAAGAAAUGUUUGUUCAGGUGUGCCCAAAGAGGCAAGCAUCACACAGAAGUGGUUGGAGUUGCCCAGCCAGCAAGAGAAAAAUAUGCUUUUGUGUCAACGGCACUUCACACUGGACUGCUUUGUGAACAUGGGUCAAUAUGAAGCUGGACUGUCUGCCAAACUGUUGCUGAAGUCCGACGCCUUUCCAACAUGACUUGGUCGUGUUGAAGAGUCAGAAGAGCAAGCUGUAAUUAACAAUUUAUCAGUGUCCAAACUGUGUUUAUUUUGUGUAAGUAAUCGGACAAAAGGGUUUCGACAGCUGUCCAGAAGUCCCCGGGAGCGCUUGGGAGUGUGACCAAUCACAGCGGAGUGGGCUCAGCGGGAGGCUUACCUGGAGGAGGGCCAGUGGAGUAAAUUACACAGACCGUUUGGGCGAAAGGCAGGAAGAGGUGAAGAGUCUAGAAGAUCUAGAAAGCUUUCUGUGCGGGUUAUCGUAUGUAGCUGCUCUAUAGGAGUCCACAACUCAAUACAAAGGGCCGAAAAUGAGUAUAAUAGGUCCCGUUUAAGUGUUGUUGAAGGACUCUUUCCAGGACACUGGAAUAAUAUUUGAUUAGAACACAGCUAAAGGAGGGAGUAAGUCAUGUGACUGCCUCACUGUGUCAUGCAUUCUUUAACGAUAUGAGCAAUAACCCAACCCAGCCUCCCCUCCCCCCCAAAAAAUGGUAGCAAUGUUUAGUUUGAAUUAUUACUCUUAUUUUUGCACAUAUUUAACCCCUUUUAAUUCAUUUAUUCCUGAAUCACUGAUCGUUUUUUGUAGCACAGCUAUGUUUUUUAUAGAUGCACAAAAGAAUGAAUGUGUGGGAAAAACUUGGUGUGCUGUUUCACCAAACAGACUUUUUUUUCUAUCGUGACUGAUUUGAGUCUGGAUUGUACAUUCUUUGUUUAUUUGAAUAAAGUAAAGCGAUCUAUGUGUUCGAGUGGAUUGACAGAAAACGUGACACAAAUAAGUCACCGUUCAUAUUUAUAGUUGUAAGCAAAUUUUAGUGUACUUUAUCAUUUUUAUAGUCAGCUUGAACAGAACGCAGACUAAAAUCAUCUCAAGCAUUUAUUUUUAUUUAUUAUUAAGGACGUUUAAUAUCCCAGAUUGGCCCACAUUAAAACAUUUAUUUACAUGACGAACAUUACUUCUAGGGAUGAGCGAGUACACCGCUAUCUGUAUCUGUAUCUGUUCACCCAUCUAACUUAUCUGUAUCUGUAUCUGAACUCAGGGUGGGUGUGGCAUAAACCGGAAAUGGGUGGGGCUUAAAUCUGUACAUUAUUUGAAGUCUGAAAUUGACAUGGAUUGAUCAGAAGCUGCUGUAUUUAUUGUUUGUUAUUCAGCUAUAUGUGUACUGUUUGUGUGUAAGUGAUCUGGAAGUCUUUAUUAUUUAACUAUUUUUUUAAUGAUGCGUGAUGUUGUUGUGUGUAAGUGAUCUGGAAGACUUUAUUAUUUAACUAUUUUUUUAAUGAUGCGUGAUGUUGGUGAUUCAUGCAAACAUCCAGUGAUGGCAAACAGGGAAGUAAUCCGUCAGCCUUAUUCACUAUAGUUUUCUCAAAAGCGCCGCGUUCAGUACUACGAGCAAAGUUUUCCAACUGACUCUAUUUCACCAGCCAAAUUAGAAGCAAGCAAAAAAACAAACACGACAGCCAUUCACAGUUCUGUCUUGUCAAAUGCGCCGCGUGCAUAAUGCAACAAGUUUACCAAGUAACUUUAAAUACGAGGCAGUGACCAACACGACACAACUCUGUCUUGUCAAAUGCACCGCGUACACCUCUCUCUGGCUGUAGGGAGUCUGUCUUAGUCGCAGUCGCUGUGUGCCAAUUACAGAGUGUGAAGAAUGAAUACAUGAGUAGUUACCCAAUGAGGAUUUUCCUUCAUCACGAUUACGAAUAUGGUCUAGUGCAGGGGUCACCAACGUUUGUUCUUGCGAGAGCUACUUUUAGAAAAUGAAAAUGGCCACAAGCUACUCAUUUUUGUAGAAAUGAUUUUCAUACCUGAUUUCAACCCAAACAAAGCAAAUAUGCUUGUUUUACCAAAACAUUCACAAAAUGCUGGUAUCCACAACUCACAUUUUAUGUUUCAGAAUACAUUUCUUUCUAGUGUUCUCACAUUAUUAACUGAAAACCUGAAUGAAAAGCAGGCCCGCGGGCGCCUCGUGCGGUCGUGGGGGGCUACCUGGUGCCCGUGGGCACCACGUUGGUGACCCCUGGACUCUAGUGGUUAGCAUGUUUACACACAGUCACAGUCACACAGAGAUCGGGAAGACUUGGCUUCGAAUCUCCGUUGGGCAUUUCUGUGAGGAGUUUGCAUGUUCUCCCCGUGCGUGCGUGGGUUUUCUCCGGGUACUCCGGUUUCCUCCCACAUUCCAAAAACAUGCAUUUUAGGUUAACUGGCGACUCUAAAUUGUCCAUAGGUAUGAAUGUGAGUGUGAAUGGUUGUUUGUCUAUACAACCAUUGUUUUGUUGUAUAUGUGAAAUAUAAAUUAAUUUGUAAAUGUUGUAUAUUUGUUAUAUUUAAAUAAUACAAAUAUUUACAUGUUUGGGAUGGACUGAAGAAGCUCUGUACCAAUCUCAAAGUUUUGAACUAUUUUGGCACUUUUCCUGCCCACAGAUCUCAACUAUAAUUACAGUUCUGUUUACUGACAUCGCUAGCUUGUAUACCUUCUAGUAUGGGGAACUAACUCGUAAAAAAAAAAAAAAAAAGAGUUACGUUGAGUGCUGGCAAAUUGCUAACAACACAAGCUAAUUCUUGCUAACGUCUGAUCUUCAAAGGUGUUGAUUACCAAUGUUACUAAUGCCCAGAAAAAGGCCUUCUGCUUCUGUUUCUGGUCCCGCAACUACAGAGGAGAACAUGUGAGGAAGCCAGGAACUAGGUACACCACAGGAGAUCAUUCUAAUGUUGAAUGAUAUAAGGAAGGCGCUAAACAGCAAAAUAUAUAAACAGCAUGAAGACAUGAAAUCCCUAAUAAAACACAAAGAGGAUUUGAACAAUGAAAAUGCAUCACUUUGAAAACAAAUGCAUGGGCUGGAAGGAAAAGUGGAAGCUUAAAAGAAACAAAAUGAUGAAAAGGAUCACAUUAUAUCGCAAAUGACGUGCAGAGUGGAUGAUUUGGAGCCAUCAAUGCACAUGAACAAUGUAAUUGUGACUGGGCUUCACAUUACACGCAGGUCUAUCGGACGAGGACAAGACGUUGCUCCAACAGAGUAACAGGUGACCAACUUACUGCUGUCAAGCGGGUGGAUGUGGAUGUCAACAACAUGGAUACAUGCAUCCCAAUGUUUGGCAGGAAUAGCAACACCUGAGAAACAACAGAGAAAAUAAGGUAGCAUUGCUGAGGCAGAGAAGUAAGCUGAAAGAAACAAACGUCUAUAUCAAUGGGCAUCUGACAAAACGCAAUGCUGACAUCGCCAAGAAGGCAGACGAUUUACAAAAGCAGAGGAAAAUUCAAGGCGCUUGGAACACCAACUGCAAAAUCUACAUCAAGUUAAAUGGAAAACCGGAGGAAGCCAAAGUCCUUGUUGUCAAAGACACCAAAGAACUGGACAAAUAUUACUACAAGGAAAUUAAAGACAUAACAAAGUCACAAACAAGUCACAAAGACUUGAUGCAGCUUUGAAGUCAACAUCCUCAAUGCUUCAUUUAAUGUUUUACUAAUUAAAAUGUAUUCCUAUUUAGUAACAAUUUAUUCCCAAUUUAUCAUUUUUCAAAUUUUAUUUAUUCCCUUGAUACUGCACAAGGUUUAUAGUGUCGUUAUUUUAACUCCUAUUUGCUGCUUGAUUUUUUUAACACCAUCCUUUCAUGCAGGAAGUGGAAAAAAUAUGUAAAUGACAAAUGUCGGAAAGUGAAAUAUUGUGUCAACAAGUAAAAGUUAGGGUGUGAAUGAAUUAUCAGGAAUAGACAUGGGGAAGGAGACUGAUAAGCUCUGCUUCUUCCUACUCUUUUUCAGACAUGUUGAAUUGUGCAAGUGUAACCAUGUGAUGUUCCGUCAUGUAGCUUGUUAUGCAUGUCUGAGACAUACCAUACCAUACCAUACCAUACCAUACCAUACCAUACCAUACCAUACCAUACCUUUUUUGAUCUGAUAUGUUUUUAUAGCAGUUUUUGGCAGUAGACUUUUUUUUGUCCUCUAGUGACCUCAGAGAGUUCAAGACUGUUAACAACUGCGCUUCUGAAAGUAUUUCAACCAAUAGAAAAGCCCCCACCCCAUUAAAAAAAAAUACUAACAUAAUAAUCCAAAUAUUUUUUGUACUUAUAUCAAGUUCUUAAAUUAAUCAGACCUUGCAUUACAGUACAGCAAAGAUGCGUCUACAUCAUCCACACCCCAGUAACGACUUACGAUCAUAUAUUAACUUGCGUUCACCGCACUGCAAGUUUUAAGGCCGGAUUUUAAGAAAGUUGUCGAAAGCCGCCGUACAUUACGUUCAUAUAUGCCAGAGGAGUCCGGCAGCCCUUUGUGGCCCUUGGUUGUUUUUUUUUAAUUGGCCCUCGGCACAUUUUUAAAAAUACAAUUAAGCAAGAAAACUAACACAACAAUAAAAAUAAAAAAAACAACCAAAAAAAACUAAAAAAAUAAAAAAGAGCAGUAGAUUUUACGAAAUAUGAAAAUAAAGUCAUAAUAUUAAGAUAGGAGUUGUUUUACGAACAUGAAGUCAUAAUGCCAAUGAGAAAAUAAUUUCAUUUUUGAAGCAUAUUAAACACAUUUUAAAAUUUUAAGUCCCAAUGCACUGGUGCACAACGGCACUGCUCUUUCUAACAGGUUGCCUUUUUGGCGUGCACACACAAAAAAAACUUACUGGAGUGUCAAGUGCUUGUUUUAUAAUAGAAUUUAUACGUUUUAUCCAUGUGUAUGUGUGCACACGCAUGGUCAUGAUAGCCACCUGCUUUCUCAGAGUGUGUGCGUGUGUGUGGUGGAUGUGCCCAGCCGGGCAGGCUCAGCAGGCUUCCUGCGUGUGUGCGCGCGCGGGCCAUGAGGAGACCAACGUGACAGCCAGCACGCACCGCCGCAUGACAACAAACAUCCACGCACGGGUGCACGUGCCUGCACGAGGACGUUGGAUUUUUUUCAUUUAACGACGAUGAUCAGCUUGCUAACAUUUAUUACUAUAUAAAUUACAAAAAAAGAUUAAAAGAAAACACAAAAAUAGAUUUUUUUAUUUAUUUUUAUUUUUGCAAUACAACUUGUUGUUUAAUUGUCUAUGUGUGGAUAAAAGCGUAGUUGUUUAACUGUCUGUGUGGAUAAAAGAGUGUAAGACUGUGUACUGUGUUCGCCUUCAAG